Molecule: messenger RNA, 2868 nt
Organism: Aegilops tauschii subsp. strangulata
Lineage: Eukaryota; Viridiplantae; Streptophyta; Magnoliopsida; Poales; Poaceae
Source: RefSeq, a predicted model, not a curated record
GAGUUAUUAAGAUCUAAGCAAACGAAAUGCUCCCCGUGCCUCGGCCCUUCCGUUCUCGCUCUCGCUCCUCGCCGCGGCCCAGCCCCCCUGCUCCAGUCCGGGGUGCCCUCGCGUCCCCACUGCCCAGUCUGGACCUCUCCAAGCACCGUUGAGGUGAUCCCCACGCGGGGGCGUAGGAAGACCGGCGGCCGCGGUCUGGACCGCGCCCACACCCGCCACGCGCGGCACCUGCUCGACGGAAUGCCGGCCUCGCCGCCAGACGCCAUCUUCUGCGCCACCAACGCGCGCGUCUAACCGCGGCAGCGCCGGCCUUUCCCCAGUGCGAGCGUGCGCUUCUUUGGCGCGGCGGCACGGUGCCGUCCCCGAGAAUCCAGAGGUCACAGCGGUGAACGAUAAAAGGGGGGAAAAUGGAAAAGAUAAAGUGCCGCUAUUUACCUAGGGAAAAAACCCCCAGAAAGGCAGCUCGGUUUUCGCAGAUCGACCAGAUCGCCGCCUCCUGCUUUCCCUCAAUCCCUCGCCCUAAUUGCUGAAGGAGAUUUCUGCGGCAGAAAAGCAGUCUCACCGCCUAAACCGCUGUGGUCGCCGCCUAUCACAGUGGUACCGCGCGGCGCCGCUCAUCACAGUACACCGCGCGGCGCCGCCGAAGGAGAAGACGACUUGGGGGUGGAGUGCCUGCCGGUGUGCCUGACCCAGCUCGAGGACGGGGAGCUAGGAGGCGAGGUUCCUUUCCAAUUCUUGCAUCUUCCGUCUAGCUAUUUUCGAUCAGGUCAAUACAAUAGGUUGUGUGUGUUUGGUUUGUGCCAAGUCAGGUCUGGCUCUCUGUAAUGUGUAAUGGCUAUGCUCUCGAGUUGGCUGUAAGUGGGGCUGUUACUGAUCUGAUCAGGCAAAGUUCUUGCUCAACUUUUGCAUCUUUCAUGUAGCAUUUCUUGACCAGAUCAAUGCCUUUGCGUGUAAACGUUACGUUGUUAGCGCAACCGGAGCACCGUUACUGAUUUGAUCAUCUCGUUAAGUUCAGCAUGAAGUUCACAAGUUCAUGGAAUGGAUGAUGGGAUUGGUGGCGUUCAAGAAUCAAGUGACAUGUCUAUUUCGAGCGAUGACGACGGCAUUAAGCAACAAAGGGAAAGCAAUGUGGAGCUUGCAUACGGCCGUGCUGAAGCUCAACCAGAUGGAUCACUUGGAGAACCUGAAGUGGGGAUGUCCUUUGGUACCGAGAAUGAGGUGAGAGAGUACUACAGCACAUAUGCUAAAGCAAAAGGCUUUGGUGUGACGAGAAGGAGCUCAAACCGUGAUGAUAAUGGACAACUGAAGUACCUUACGUUUUCCUGCUCUCGCUAUGGUAAGGCUCAGCCCAACUCAGGAAAUAUGUUGAAGCCAAGUCGAACAGCCGGGACAGGAUGUAAAGCUAAGAUCAAUAUUACCCGUGCUCCUGAUGGGAGGUUUCAUCUUUCGACGGUCAUUUUGGAUCAUAAUCAUACAUUAAGUCCACUUAAACCUCGGCGGUUCAGAUGCAACAAAAAGUCAGACUUUCGUGUCAAGCGAAGGCUUGAGCCGAAUGGCCCGGCUGAAAUACGAGUAAACAAGAGUUCAACCAUACCUCGUGUCACACACUUUGACAUUGAGAAGCAAUUUCAAUCAGCCUAUACAAAUUCGAAGUUCAAAGAAUUUCAAGAAGAGCUAACACAAACUAUGUACUGUGAUCGGAAGUUGAUGGAAAAGGAGGGGGCGAUAGAAACGUAUGAAAUCACCGAGGAUGUGCUGAUUGACGAAGAUAAAGGAUGGAGAAAAGAUGUUGUGCACCAUGUAUACUUCAGUGAGGAAGAGUUUGAAGUUAAGUGUUCAUGUCGCCGCUUUGAGUUCACUGGUAUUCUCUGUAGGCAUGUGUUAUGUGUGCUCACUCACAAGAAAAUCAAGGAGGUUCCUCCACAAUACGUCUUUGAUCGGUGGAAAAAAAAUGUGAACAGAAAGCACAACUUUAUCAGAUGCACAUAUGGCGGCAUGGAAGACACUCCUGCUGCAGAACGUUUUGAUAGAUUGUGCAAUUCUUUCUACCCAGUUGCAGAGAUAGGCGCCAUGUCAGAUGAUUCAUGCAAUGCUUUGAUGGAAGAGCUUCACACCCUGAAAAUUCGAUUCUCUAGCAACUCAAGUUCUGAAAAUGGUAAGGAACAUGUUGCUACACGGGAAGAUGCACCUUCGAAUGGAAAGUCAACAAGUAAAACUAUACCAAGUCCAAUAGCUGUCAGGUGUGCUGGAUGUCCUCCUUCACUGAGAAAAGAAUCUAUGCUUGAUAAGCUUAUUUGUCAAGCAAACGAAAAGAAGAAGGAAGCUGAACAAAAGGCUUCCUCCACGAAUUUGAACAAGAAAAGGCCCCGGAAAAAUAGAAAAUCAUCAGUGGAUGAUAUUCUAGAACAACAUGUUAUGGAACAUUCGAGUCAGCAACCUGUUUGUUUGGAUGGCCCAGCUAGUAGCAUUACAUCUCAGAGAACAUUUGACUUGGCUAUUACCACUAGCAACAUAAAUCCAUCUGUGACAGCUACAAUACCAUCCGGAGGUUCAUCGACAAUGGUUAUGCCUCAAAUUCUUGGAGAAUACACACUUAUGCCAUUUCAAGUUCAACAAGGAUCGGCUAUAGUGUCCAGCUCUGCAGAAUUACACUUUGAUGGAAUUGGAGGGCUCAACAAUACGGUGGAUCGGAGUUAGACAGGAUUUAUGUAAUUUGAAGAUGUUGGAUGCUGUAUUUUUAGUGUAGUAGCUGUAGCUGAUAGGCACCAGGGCACUAGAAUGUAGACACAUUUAUGUUUAUCUUCUGGUCUCUCCCCUAAGUACUAGAACUGAUUACAAAAUUAUUAUACAUUUGCAAUUUUUUAAGGA